UCCCCCUCCCGCACUCCGAGCUUCCGUGAAGAAUUCCAUCUCAUCCACGCAACUCACCAGUGAUUCUAUUUAAAUUCAACAAAAUGGCUCCCAAAGUCCUCGUCGUCCUCACCUCUUUCGAUAAGAUCCAAGCCAACAACCACCCCACUGGCUGGUACCUGCCAGAAUUUGCACACCCCUGGGACGUCCUCCAUGACAAGGCCGAGCUCACCAUUGCCUCGCCCAAGGGCGGCGAGGCGCCCCUCGACCCCGGCUCGGUCGAAAUGUUCAAGGACGACCCGGUCUCGUCGAAAUUCCUGAAGGAGCAGACGGCGCUCUGGAAGAAGACCGAGAAGCUCGCUGAUGUCCUCCCUCGCGCGGGAGAGUUUGAUGCGAUUUUCUAUGUCGGUGGACAUGGCCCAAUGUUCGACCUAGCCACCGAUCCCACCUCCAUAAAACUUAUCCAAAAAUUCGCCGAAGCCAAAAAGCCAGUCUCCGCCGUCUGCCACGGCCCCUGCGUCUUCGUCAACGUUACCACCCCGUCCGGCAAGCCGCUCGUCGCCGACGCCGAGGUGACGGGGUUCUCGAACGCAGAAGAAGAUCAAGUACAGCUGAGCUCGGUUAUGCCGUUUCUGCUUGAAGAUGAGCUGCAGAAGAAAUCUGGUGGGAAGUAUGUCAAGGCGGCGGAGCCUUGGGGCGAGAAGAUUGUUGUUUCCAAGGUCAAGGAGCUCGGGGGUGAUUUGAUUACGGGGCAGAACCCGGCUAGUGCGGCGGGGGUUGGGAAGGCCUUGUUGAAGGCUUUGGGCUUGUGAUUUUUUGAUAUCAGAAGUUGGUAGACUGGUGUAAUGGUCGCUAUUAGGAAUUGAGGGAAAUUGUCCAGUAUGAGGCGCCCCGAUUUAAUGAGAUUGACGAUCGAGCCU
Aspergillus calidoustus is the source of this 899-nucleotide messenger RNA. NCBI's taxonomy places the organism in Eukaryota, Fungi, Ascomycota, Eurotiomycetes, Eurotiales, Aspergillaceae. The record is from the annotation of a GenBank genome assembly.